Aspergillus nomiae NRRL 13137 is the source of this 1257-nucleotide messenger RNA. RefSeq names its product arabinan endo-1,5-alpha-L-arabinosidase. The record is from RefSeq and is a predicted model, not a curated record. Lineage: Eukaryota; Fungi; Ascomycota; Eurotiomycetes; Eurotiales; Aspergillaceae. The annotation marks the transcript as partial. Gene Ontology annotation, molecular function: hydrolase activity, hydrolyzing O-glycosyl compounds. Gene Ontology annotation, biological process: carbohydrate metabolic process. The transcript has 4 exons.
UCUUCCUAUCGGCUGAAAGCCACCGCAAUGCUUCGAAAUUACAUCAUAUCUCUAGCCUGGCUGUUGGGCAUGGUGCAAGCGGCACCCUCGGAAAACUCCAAACUCCAUCACCCUCCUAACGUGUUUUCAAAAACAGAUAAAUAUCCUUUUCCAAAUCAAGGCCACAUCCACGCUCAUGACCCUAAUAUCGUGCAGCACGACAAUAAUUUCUACCUGUUCAAAGGAGGGAUCCAAGUCCCCAUAUUCAAAUCAUCCAGUCUGUCAGGGCCCUGGACGAAGGUUGGCACAGUCCUAGACGGCCCCUCAGUCAUCGAAAAACAAAACCGCACGCGCCCCUGGGCUCCAACGACUGUGGAAUGGAAAGGGAAGUUUUACUGUUUCUAUACUAUCAGCCAAGACGGAGUUCGCAAUAGCGCUAUCGGCGUUGCAAGUACAGACUCGAUCGAAAGUGGCUGGACAGACCAUGGAGGCCUGAUCUACACUGAAAAAGGGCCUUUGGCCCAGGUCUGGCCAUAUACCGUGUCCAAUGCUAUUGAUGCCUCAUUCAUAGCAGACCAAAAAACUGGACAGCCGUACCUGCAAUUCGGAAGCUACUGGCAUGGUAUUUUCCAAGUGCCCUUGGCCGAUGACUUGCUGUCCGUCAAGAACCCCGAGCAUCCAGCCGCGAAGAAUUUGGUGCAUCUACCAGAUGGAAAUCCGAAGCCGGAUGAAGGGUCUUUUAUGAGCUAUAAGGAGCCCUACUAUUAUUUGUGGUUCAGUCAUGGAAAAUGCUGUCAGUUUAACAAAGGUUUCCCAACUAUGGGGCAGGAGUACAGUAUCCGUGUUGGAAGGUCAAAGGAUGUGCGAGGCCCGUUUGUGGACAAGGAUGGAAAGGAACUGACAGAGGGCGGCGGCAACACUGUCUACGACUCGAACCAUGGAAUCGUCUAUGCUCCCGGUGGACUCGGUGUGCUGCCUGCCAAUACCACGGAUCCAGACGUUUUAUAUUACCAUUACCUUAACACAAGUAUCGGAUUCUCGCAUGGCGAUGCCCUUCUAGGUUGGAACUAUCUCGACUACGAGGAUGGCUGGCCUGUCGCAAGAGGAACGGAGAACUUCGCAGCUACUGUUCGGCCUAACUACUCCUUCAUCGUGGCCGCCAUGUUGUGUAUGUGUUGCUUGGCUCUGAUUCUACUUCCAGUUCGCUUUACUGGUCAAAAGCUCAUACUACCCUUUAUUUUACUAGUCGCGACAGGCUUUCUAUGGCUCCACGGGUGA